AUGUCUACUACAGUGAACAAGUCUGAGAGCGAAUGGAGGGCAAUCCUGUCCCCAGAACAGUUCAGAAUCUUGAGGCAGAAGGGUACUGAGCCAGCUGGAACGGGCGAAUAUGAUAAACAUUCCGCAGCUGGAGUCUAUUCGUGCGCGGGGUGUGGGACACCGUUGUACAAGAGCACCACAAAGUUCAAUAGCGGUUGCGGUUGGCCUGCCUUCUUCGAUGCAAUCCCAGGUGCCGUGAGCAGACAUGAAGACAACUCCUGGGGUAUGAAGCGUAUUGAAAUCACCUGCACCGCUUGUGGUGGCCAUCUGGGACACGUUUUCCAAGGCGAAGGAUUCCCUACUCCAACUGAUGAACGCCACUGUGUCAAUUCAGUCUCACUCAAGUUUCAUGAUGAGAAGUAG
Molecule: messenger RNA, 402 nt
Organism: Psilocybe cubensis
Lineage: Eukaryota; Fungi; Basidiomycota; Agaricomycetes; Agaricales; Agrocybaceae
Exons: 5
Coding region: 1-402 (133 amino acids)
Biological process (GO): protein repair; response to oxidative stress
Molecular function (GO): peptide-methionine (R)-S-oxide reductase activity
Source: RefSeq, a predicted model, not a curated record